Messenger RNA from Amoebophrya sp. A120, 1373 nucleotides. NCBI's taxonomy places the organism in Eukaryota, Dinophyceae, Syndiniales, Amoebophryaceae. The record is from the annotation of a GenBank genome assembly.
AGCACUAGUGGCAAUUAUACUGGAUCUGCUGGUCCACAAGAAUAGAGUAUAACAAAAGAUCAACGCAUGGUCGUCCCCCCCGCGGAUCGCGAGACGACGCAGCCGGGAGCUGUGUCGUCGGAGAAGGUCGAAACCGACGCAGCCCGGAGCACCGGCCCCGCCGCCGCGUCCAGCAACAAUAAAGCCGCGACCGACCAUGUCAGUGUGAACGAAUUCGCCGACAUUGCCAGCGAGGAGGCUUUACGCAUUGAAAAAUUAUCGUACUAGCACAAGUUGCCCGACAAUUAGGAAGCAUGAUGUUUGUCAUGCUCAUGCAGAUUCAGAUCAAGAAUCGAUUGCAGUGGACUACUGUACUAGUACGCUACUUUUGCACAGGAUAGGCAUCUCACGCCCCGGAGAAUCACCAGGAACAGCAGCAAGCAGCUGCGGUUAUGCAUUGCAAAAGUAUCGUACUCGUAUGACUGCAUUACAAAUUUCCGCAGCAUGAGAAAUAAAAUUUGUAGUGCGGAAUUACCUUAAGAACAGGAUUUGUAAUGCAUGACUGCAAUACGAGUACGUGUACGAUACUUUUGCACAGGAUAGCGGUUUCCCGUCCGACCGGCGGCGCGAACAAGGCCCCGCGGGCGCCAUUGAAGGCCGAGGGCGCACCGAACGGAACUACCAUUCCGUACGACGAUUCGGCCACCUGGAGCGGUUCUGUCGCGAACAACGUAGGGCCGCUGGCGGGGCUCCCGAAGGCGGUGUACGUGCCCGACGCAGUAGGGGAUAAUAACAUCAGUGGUGAGAACAAAACCCAGCAUACCGCAAAUACCACGAGCGGUGAAGAUGGGCCAGCGGAACAAGAACAAAGCGCAGGGACCACGUCGUGUGGAAACGGGAGCGGUUCUCUGUCCUGUGCAGGAGAAGCUCCACAGCCAGACCGCAUGGCCCAAGCCGAAUUGGACUACCAGAUCAAGCGGCGAAACCAGGUCCACCUAAUCGUCGGCGCGUCGAUCCUUUUCUCGCUCAUUGUGCUGUUUUUUUGCUGUCGCAGGAGCAGGAGGACGUGAGGAGGACGGUAGUACGUAGAUGUUUCUGGAACUGGAGCGGCCCAUCUCUACCACUCGAUCUGCGUUGGUUAUUGCUCCGAGAAGGCGAAAGCUCAAGCUGUAUGAAGAAGAUUUAGAUUAUAACUGUUAGUUUUAUACUGGUUUCAAGAACAGCGAAUGCGAAGACAGAAGGAGCAGGCAGUUCUUCCUGUGCAACUGUGAUGUUUUACGAAUAGAAUCCGAAGAACCGACACCAUUUUCGGCUGGAUGAAGAUGCUCCUCGAUCUUUCGCGUCAUGGAGGUUGAUUUUUUUAUUUUUUGAAUACAACAAGAACAAACACAAGC